Molecule: messenger RNA, 700 nt
Organism: Pundamilia nyererei
Lineage: Eukaryota; Metazoa; Chordata; Actinopteri; Cichliformes; Cichlidae
Product: G-protein coupled receptor 98-like
Exons: 3
Coding region: 25-477 (150 amino acids)
Biological process (GO): negative regulation of adenylate cyclase activity; visual perception; sensory perception of sound
Cellular component (GO): stereocilium; cytoplasm; membrane
Molecular function (GO): G-protein alpha-subunit binding; G protein-coupled receptor activity; adenylate cyclase inhibitor activity
Source: RefSeq, a predicted model, not a curated record
UAUGUGUUUGCUGUGUACUUCAUCAUGCACAACCAGCUGUGUUGGCCAACUAAAGCAAGUUACACAGUUGAGAUGAGUGGACAGGAUGGGCCGGAUUCUAUGUACCAGGGAAUGGGACCCACCCCUGUGGGAGGCGACAUCAGCAAAUCAACUCAAAAUCUCAUCAGUGCCAUGGAAGAGGUUUCAGCAGACUGGGAGCGAACGUCACUGCGGCCUAGCAUUCAGCCCAGCAGUGUGUUUAAGCCCAGUCCUGUGAUGGAGACGUACACCACCGAGGGAGGCUUCAUCAACACCAACCUGGUCACUGCAGAUGAGGAUUCACAGGAGUUUGACGACCUCAUAUUUGCCUUAAAAACAGGGACCGGCCUUAAUGUCAGCGAUAACGAGUCCAUACCAGGAAGCCACGACGGAGGGAGCGUAACCAACUCCCAGAUAGUUGAGCUUCGGCGUAUCCCCAUCGCCGACACACACCUCUAACCUUCAUACCUCACACAGAUCCUACGUCCCUCUGUUUUUCAUAUCACAAAUAAAGAUUACAAGACAGUAUUUUUAUAUUGUAAAAUCCUUUGCACUAAAACAGUUUUUGAAUAGAUGGUUUUCAUAUAGAUGUUUGACACUGUAUGGGAUUUUUACUGUACAUGUGUUCACAAAUACGAAUAAAUGUUUUACUAAAUUUAUUUUUUAAACGCUCUUGUUUCUG